This is a messenger RNA of Uloborus diversus, 2799 nucleotides long. RefSeq names its product WW domain-containing adapter protein with coiled-coil-like (gene wcy). Gene Ontology annotation, biological process: positive regulation of TORC1 signaling; regulation of autophagy. NCBI's taxonomy places the organism in Eukaryota, Metazoa, Arthropoda, Arachnida, Araneae, Uloboridae. Gene Ontology annotation, molecular function: chromatin binding; RNA polymerase II complex binding. The transcript has 13 exons. Bases 145 to 1710 code for a protein of 521 amino acids. The record is from RefSeq and is a predicted model, not a curated record. Gene Ontology annotation, cellular component: nucleus.
UCCCCGGAUGUGUGAUGGUCGUCAAUUUUGACUUUUCAAGGGGAUUAAAUGUUUCAAUUAUUUAACUUUUCUUCUUAUAAAUGUCUUAGUUUUCCUUAAAUUUUCAUAAUUUAGAUCAGGUGGAUUCAAAUUAUCCUAGCAUUAAUGGUAAUGCAGGCAAGGAAACUUCCAAGACUCAGCGAUGGGUAUUUUGAUAGAAAUCAAACUCAUUCCUUUGAGAAUACUAACAAAUUUUCCAAACCAAAUGAACGAACAAGCGACAAAGUCAAGGGAUCUCCUAUCACGAGCAACAGUGAAAGCUCAAGCAGAAAUGAUAGCCUAGAAAACAAAAGUAGUCCUCGUUAUCAUCGACCUUGUUCGCAACGACUUAAAGAUAAAGAUCAUCAUGAUGAAAAUUCCAGUAAAUCUCCUAUUGUGAAAAAUGAUGCCAAAAGCAGCACAAACAAAGACUUUCACAAGUCGCGGUCUUCCUGUGAGAGGGAGGGGUCUUCUGAUCACUCGGAUAGAUAUCAGAGUAACCAUGACCGCAAUGUCAAUGAAGAGGCAGAGAAGCGACUUCCGGUCAGCGACUGGUCUGAGCACAUCAGUUCUUCAGGAAAGAAAUAUUAUUACAAUUGCAAAACAGAAGUAUCUCAGUGGGAGAAACCAAAAGAACUAAUUGAAUAUGAAAGACAACAAAACCUUGCUCGAUUAAAUUAUGACCAAAACCGAGUAAAGGAAAAAGGUCAUGAGAGGGGCAUUGGAACUGGUGGAAAAAAUGCCCAUUCUCAUCAAGAUUCAACAGAGAGCUUGACAGAAAAUAGUGAAUCAAGUCAUACGGAGUCAGGUUCGCAUACUCGCACUCAGACGACCACCGCCACCUCGACUACUGCCUCAAACACUACAACUACUAGUUCUGGCGCAACUCCUUCCAAUGCGCAGGUGGGGGCCCACCUGCUUUCCCCAUCUCAAGUAACUCUCGCCAACCUGCCCAAGCUCAUCUCCCAGCUUGCCGGAACGAAAGGACUACCUAACCUCUCGGAACUCUCUCCUCAGGAAGCUUUGAGAACAAUACAACAAGCUUUGCAGUUAACCAAACAAGUUGCUAAUUUAACUCAAACCACUACUGAGUUGCACCAUCAGGGCAAACCUUCUGCCUCUCCAGCACAGUCCCAGAAUCAGGUGAACCACCAACCCAACUCGUUACAGACAACUAGUUCUGUUCCAUCGAGUAAUGCUUAUCCAGUCAACUCUUCAGGGACGACGCUUUUUGUGGAUGGGAAAGUCGAAAUCGACAGGGAUCGAAAUUCACCAGGUUCUGAUAGCAGUACACAUUCAGUCAGGCACGACAGUCCCACGUCAAGUGUAAGCAGUCUACAUAGUUUGAAUGCAACAGGGACAAGCACACUAGCGACGGCUGCUCUAAAACCUUCCACCCCUUCUCUGACACCUUCACUGGCCAAUUACUACCGAGAAGAUCUCAUUUCACAUGUUGUGGGAUGGCAGGCAGACCAUGCUGAGCGUCAGGCAAAUAGGUAUUGGGAAGAGGCUCACAACAUCGGAAGUCUAAACUGUACCCAGGUUUCGGCUGAACUGAAGAUGGCCCGUGCUCUUGUAAGGUUAGCUGAAAUUCAAGCAACUCUCCAAGAACAGAGGAUAUUAUUUUUGAGAUUGCAGACGAAAGAGUUAGAAGAUUGGAGAACUUUAAAUAGUUAUAUGGGAGACUCUUAGUAAGAAAGGUUUUUAAUAUUUCAGGUAAAAUUUGUGAAAUAUCCCAAAGGACUUCUUGUGCUAUGGCCGACCACUACUCGUUGGUGCAUCGCAUGGACUGGCAUUUAAAAUUAAUCCCCACUCGGGUCCAAAAGGCAUUCUUAUGACAGAACCUCAGCUGGGUUUUAACAACAGCAAAAAAAAUCUUCCAAAGAUUUUUGGUAGCAUUUUUCUCAUGUACAGACAGAAGCAUCGAGCUUGCCAGGACAGACUGCCUCAUUCUCCGAGGUUCUUGUGCAAAUCUCUCCUGUCGUGGACAUAAAAGUGGAAUCAGCCUUCCUAGUGCUUGUUUGCCAUGAUGGAGAACUUGUGGCACAUAUCCAUGGCUCUCGUGACAUUCCUUGACGACGACACUUCGACGUACUGUCCGUGACUCAAAGCCCCAAUUCUAUUUUAUUUCACGUCAUGACAAAUCGUGUCGUUUGAUUCGAGCGGCAUUAUCCGUGUAUGCUAUUAUGUCCAACCACGUUACAGCCAGCAAUCGUCAAAAUUUCGGUUAGAAGAUGUAUAUUUUGAUAAAAUGUAAAUGUCUGUCUAUUGUAUAAUCGUAUUUUGUACGUGGCAUCCUAUUUAAAUGAACAGUGAAAAAUCAUUCAAUUACUGAAUAAAAUUUAUUGUGACAUGCAUAUACAAAAUUUUCUCAAAUUAAAUUUCAGUUCAAUUUAAUUCUUGUUUGCUGGAUCUUAUUUUUCAUUCCUUGAUGCCAGUGCCUUCAUUAGGUUGAUUGAUUUUAUGACUUACUGAUUUAUUUGUAUAAACUUGAUUGACACUAGUUGAAACUGUAUUAUACAGAUGGAAAGCAGUGCGUAGUAGGGUAAGCAUAGAAUUGGUACUAUACGGUGAGAAAGGUAUUUGAUUAUAUCAAUAUCCUGCUUUUGGCCCAUUAUGUUUGGCCAUGUACUUAAUAUAAAUUUUAGUGAAAUAAAAUCUAUUUAGAUUGCUACACUUACAUUUUGUUUGAAAUUCAAAUUUUUUUUUAUUAUGUUAAUGGUUACAGUCUGCUCACGAUAGCUAUGGAAUUGGCAAACGUCCAGUUAGAACGAGUAUAUC